Molecule: messenger RNA, 1882 nt
Organism: Solea solea (common sole)
Lineage: Eukaryota; Metazoa; Chordata; Actinopteri; Pleuronectiformes; Soleidae
Exons: 4
Coding region: 154-1461 (435 amino acids)
Source: RefSeq, a predicted model, not a curated record
UUUGUAAAAUGUUGAUAAGUUUAUAAAGAAAUGGUAGAAGAUGCGGAAUCGCCAGGGGUGGCGCCAUUAAUUGUUUUUUAACCAUAUAAUGUUUAGCUUUUAUGACUAUUAACUUAUUCUCGUAACGUGACAUCCUGGUUGUAGCCGUGAAACAUGGUGGAAGAGGAAGAGCUGCGGUCUUUUAUGUUCCUGAUGACUUACAUGCUGCUGAAGCGCAGGAGGGACAUAAACAACGCAAACGUCCAGAGGCGCAAUGAGAUUCAAAGACGCGUCAGACACCGACAGUAUUUCCUCCAGAGACAGAGGAGGAUGCUCAUGAUGAUGAUAGCAGGAAAUAUGCCCUCCAAUGCCCGCAUCCGCACACGUCCCUGGGUCUCCACUCCAAGAACUGACUGGUGGGAGCGGGUGGUGAUGACAGAAUUCCAGCCCUCUGAUUGGCUGGACAAGUUCCGCAUGAGCCAGGAGACGUUUUUCUACCUCUGUGACAAACUGAGGCCUCGUCUGGCUCGCCAGGACACCUGCUUCCGCCUGGCACUGCCGGUUGAGAAACGUGUCGCAGUGGCUUUGUGGCGCCUGGCAUCAAACAUCGAGUACCGCACCAUCAGCACUCUGUUCGGUGUGGGGAAGUCCACCUUGUGCCGGUGUGUCAGAGACAUGUGUCACGCCAUCGUAGCGCUCCUCAGCUCAUCCUACCUGCGAACUCCCGAUGAACAGGAGCUGGAAGAUUCAGCACAGCUCUUCCUGUCUCGUUUUGGUUUUCCUCACUGUGUUGCUGCCGUAGCAACACUCCAUACUGCUAUCAUCUCUCCAUCUAACAAUGCAUCCGACUAUGCUAAUCCUGCCGGUUGGCUUUCAGUGCUGUCUCAGGUGGCUGUCAACGGCCGAGGGCAAUUCUGGGAUGUGUGUGCCAGUUUCCCAGGUGGGACGGACCCAGCUGACAUCUUACAGAACUCAUCACUGUGGGCCACAGCUGCAGAGGGUGGACUAUCGCCUGCUACACUACCCAUUUUCAUGGGAAAACCACUCAGGUAUGUGCUGCUGGGAGAGACCUGCUACCCGCUGCAAAGCUGGCUGAUGAAUGCUUAUCCUGAAGAAAAAGGCAGAGGAGCAAGUCACGUGGCACUGACGGAGUCACAGCAGCUCUUUAACCAGCAAGUCACCAGAGCGCUCCAAGUGUCUGAGGAGGCGCUGCUGAGGCUGAGGGCACGCUGGCAGUGUCUGAGCAAGAGGAACGACUGCGGACUGGAUGUGGUUCCCACCAUGAUCCUGGCUUGCUGCAUUCUGCACAACAUUUGCGAGUCCCAUGGGGACGCCUUCAAGGUAGAGUGGCAGAUGGAGGUGUCCGAAUCAGAGAGCCCUCAGCCCAGCCACAAGCAACUCCUCUCAACCAGUUUGGACCAAAGUCAUGCCGAAGACGUCCGGAACCUCUUCUGUGAUUAUUUUGAGCUCCAAAAUAAUUGAACAAAAACUCUUGUUAACCUUUGAAGCAGUGUUGCUGCACUGUAGAACUGUUCCUAAGUCUGUGACUGUUUCCACUUUUCAGUAUUAAGUGUUAAGUAUCUUAAUGCUGUUAAAGCUGGUCCACCCUCAUUCCACCCUGACAGGGUAAAGAUCAGACUGUUUAAAAGAAAAGAAAAACACAUCUGACAAUUUGAUGUCCUAAUAUCAUAAUGCAUAAAAGGCUAGAAACUCCUUUUGAUUGGGGCAGUAUUUUGGAUCCACCCUGUGUCCAAAUUUCACAAUUUUGCUACACUACCAAUAAGCAACUUAGAAAAUGUCUUUUCCCCACUGUGUUUGUGUCUCUAUGGACAAUUACACUUUUGAUACUCACAUAUAUUCAGUAGAUUAAGUGUUGUACAUUAAAGCAUCAUGUUUUAAAGUU